Sinocyclocheilus rhinocerous is the source of this 1344-nucleotide messenger RNA. Its product is annotated as synapsin-3-like. NCBI's taxonomy places the organism in Eukaryota, Metazoa, Chordata, Actinopteri, Cypriniformes, Cyprinidae. The annotation marks the transcript as partial. The record is from RefSeq and is a predicted model, not a curated record. The transcript is spliced from 2 exons.
UGUCCCCGGAACUCCAAGCCUCAGAUCCAACCCAAACCCCAAACCCCACCUCCCACCAAGGCCCAACCAAAAGCUCAACUGGGAGACAGAGAUCAGAAUCCUGGUCAAACCCAGCCAGAUCUGGUCCUAGCUCAAGAGCAAUCCCCAGCCAAAGUUCCUAUUAAACCCCCAUCGCCAGCUAAACCUCAGCUCCAGCCUAAACCGGUGCUCAGAGAGCAAGUCAAACCUGAAGCCCAAGAUCAGACUACUGCUCCAUCUGAGGCACUCUCAGCCCCUGUUAGAGCAACUCCUUCCCCUGCUCCCACCCCGGCCCUGGCCCAACCUACCCCAGUGAAACCCACCAAUUCUCAGCCUCCUGUGGAGGAUCAGCCUGCACCCCAGCAGAAGUCAACUCAUCCUCUGUUGAACAAAUCCCAGUCCUUGACCAACGCCUUCAACGCCUUUGGCGAGACCUUCCGCUCCAGCAACGAGGAUGAAGCUAAGGCGGAGACCAUUCGAAACUUGCGAAAGUCUUUUGCAAGCCUGUUCUCAGACUAAUGACAAACUCCCGCAGCCCAAAAGGUGGCCAGGGACUUGACAGAUAUGCAUCCUGGUCUGAGGUUAAUUCCAUGUAGCUGUGUACAUUUAACCCCUCCUCCCAACUCUGCUGUAAUUAUCCGAGUGUUAAUUAAGAAGGUUAGAGUGAUGUACAGUGAUUGUUCUCGCAAGAUGUUGGUGUUUACAUUUUUUUGAGUCGCUCUGCCCCGAAACACUGGGAUUUAUAUGAGGAGGGGAUGGCUCUUAAGCUAUCAGUUACAGGAGGCUGGAGUAUGCAGAAGUCGUCUAUAACCCCUCGAUGUUGUAGCUGUAUCGUGGUAGUGUGUUUUCUUUACCCAGAGACAAAUAUUUGUGACUAGUUUCCCCUGUAGUGUGUGUGCGUGUAACUAGUUGGUGUUUUGUAAGCAUUAGCCAGUAAGACAUUAGUUCAACAAUUCCUCGGGAUCUUUAUAAAAGCACUUUCCUAUUCAAGUUUCCUACAGUAAUCAAUGCUUGGACUGGUCGGUUUCAGUGCAGUGGUGGGAUUUCAGUGGAAUGCCUGGUGUUUUAGCGACAUAGCUUGCAUCCAGCACUUAUCAACCUGUCAAGAUAUUCAUGAGUGCCAUGUUUAUAGUAUCUCUGCAUAUUGUAUUGUACUGUAUGUUUAACAUCUCAGGAGUUUAGUUUGAAUAUAUGUUUAUUCUGGCGUCACACUGUUCGUGUUGUGUUUUCUUUGUGCGCAAUGAUAUUGCUUUGCAUGACCCGGUGAUAAUUGUUUUCUCUGUACAAGUGUCAAUAAACAUGUGGCACAUCAUUCCACUGACAUAC